Molecule: messenger RNA, 5835 nt
Organism: Bursaphelenchus okinawaensis
Lineage: Eukaryota; Metazoa; Nematoda; Chromadorea; Rhabditida; Aphelenchoididae
Source: the annotation of a GenBank genome assembly
AUGUCUGGCCUAGAACAAGUCUGGAAGCAUUCUUGGCCUAGUCUCGAUUUACUUUGUGAGUUGUUUUGUUUUGGAAACAUUUUUUUAACUAUAGUGGAUCUUUUGUAUAACGAACUCUUCAACAACGAAAAACUUUUAACUUUCUGGCCAACACUAUACAGUGUACAGGGACGUCGUUUGGGGGAGCGGGUAGGUGAGGGGAGUACCUCCUCCCCCCAGAGCCGAUCCGAAAAAAAAUUUCACAGGAGGUAACUGUACGCGAAAAAACGAAAAAAAAUUUCCGAUCUUCCCCUCUUUAGAGAAAAUCCGUAGCGACGUCGCUGACAGUGUAUAUAAAGCUUUCGUAUAAAGAAUAAAUUAAAAAUUUCUGAGAGAUUUGUACGGGUUCUACUGUAUUUUCUGUUUUUUUUUUGUAAAUAUAAUAGUAAUUGAUGCAAAUUUAUUGUAAAAUACGUUGUUCAUUCUUAAUUCUGUACUUUUUCAGUUUUUUUGAAAUGCAAAGCCAAUUUUAGACAGUGGGUUUUUAAAGUAGUGCUAUCUUUUAGGCUUAAAAAUGAUUCUUUUGACAACUAAAAGGCUGCAAACAUAACACUUUAGGUAAAAACCGUAACUUUUUUAACUAAAAAUUCAAUUUUCAGGUGAAUAUCUACUAGAAAACGAACAACUCUUUAAGAAUAAGGUAGUCCUAGAACUCGGCUGUGGUGUAGCUUGUGUACCAUCAAUAUUAUUGGCUAGAUUGGAAGCGAAAAAGGUCUAUUGCACUGACAAAUCGAUAAGUCUUGGGAACGCUGAACAAAAUUUGAAAGCAAAUUUGAGCUUGGAACAGCUGGAACGGGUCGAAAUUCAGGUAAGUUAGUUAGAAAAAAAAGUUUUGAGGGCGGGGGAGGGGGAUGGAUUUUUUAAAAAAAAGUUUUGAGGGUGGGCGGGGUAAAUUUUCGAAAAAAACGUUUUGAGUGUGGGCGGGGUAAAUUUGUGAAAAAAAAGUUUUGAGGGUGGGCGGGGUAGCUUUUUGAAAAAAAGUGGGAGGGGUAGUUUUUUUAAAAAUUUUUUGAGCGGGUGGAUUGUUGAAAAAAAUGAGGAGUUGAUGGGAUUUAAAAAAAAAUUAUGGCUAGGGGCUGAUCUUCUCUCUUUCUCCCCACCGCUUUGAUCUAUUAUACAGCAAAAAAAUUAUUUUUUAAAAUUGAAACUAUAAUAUAUUGCUUUAGACUAAACUAUAAUAUAUUGCUUCAGGAAUUGGACUGGAAUUUAACUGAAAAAACGAAAAAUUGGCUAGAAACCGUUGAUCAACUUGAUUAUAUUGUUGGGUCGGACAUCUUUUUCGAUCCAAUAACUUUUGAGCCAUUGAUAAACACAGUCAAGUGUAUCUUUGACAAAUUUCCAAAGGCCGAAUUUGUGUUUUCGUAUCAAAAUCGAGAGUAAGUUUUAACUACCCCUACCCUUGUACUUCUCUUAGAGUCCGGCCUUGUUUAUAUUAUAGUAGAUAAAGAGAUGGGGUUGGAAAGUUGAUUUGAUAAUUUCUGAAUUGAAGGUGAGUGAUAUGGCUAGCAAAAGAUUGAGAAAUUUUGUAAAAUACGCCCUUCAUUUCAAUCUGUUUGAAUUGUAAAAAGUUUAAAUUUUAUUAUUAAACGGCAAAAUGAGCUUUGUUAUCAGUGUGUGAAAAGUGGAUGAUUAUUCUCACUCUUUUUCCGGAAAUCUAAUAUUUACAAAAGUUUAAUGAAAAGGACACGUUUCUCUCUGCUUUUGUGGAAGAAAUAAGCUUUUAACGCUUUUAUAAAUAACAUAUACUCAGGGACGUCGUUUGGGGGAGGGGGGGAGGGGGGGGGGCGGUACCCCCUCCCCCAGAGCCGAUCCGAAAAAAAAUUCCACAGGUAAGUCCUGUACGUGAAAAAAAAAUUUUUUCUGAAAAAUCGGUCCACAGGGUAGCGACGUCCCUGCAUAUACAUACUAUUGUAAUGGAUCUUUUAGACAAAUCAUAAGGCAAAUAUCCUAAUUAUAACUAGAGCAAAGCAUGGUUAACGUAAGAGUUAGGGUAAAUUAGUGUAGGGUAGAAUAUGGCAAGACAAGACAAGAGCGUUUAAAGUAUGGUGGGAUAGGAAGGAAAAGUAGGGCAGUGUAGAUAAAGUAGAGUAGGUAUUGGCAGUGCCGGGCGGGGACUUUUGGUCUGGGGGCGGGGGUCGAAAAAAUCCACAGGGGGGACCGUUUAAGGCACGGUAGGAUGGGACAGAGGAUAGGGUAAAGGCGAGUGUUGUGCAAAGCAAGCCAAAGGUAGUUUAAAGUAGGAUAAGGUAGGGAUGGGGUAAAGUAGAUGAGAGUAGGACAAAGCAGGGUAAGGUUGUUUAAGGUAAAGCGGGAUAGUAAACGGAAGAGUUAAGGUAGGAUAGGAUAGUGCUAGGAAGUUAAGGUUGGUUAAAGUGGGAAACAUUUGGGUAGGACGUGGCAAAGUAGGCUGGGUAUUGUAGUGUAGUGUAGGGUAGGGUAGAGUAGGGUAGGGUAGGGUAGGGUAGGGUUGAGUAGUUUAGGGUAGGGUUGAGUAGGGUAGGGUUGGUUAAGGUAAGGUAACAUUAAGUUUAUUGAUAGUAAACAGUGGUUUUUGUGUGUUUACACGUCUAAUCAAGCUAUUUAUUUUACGAUCGGGGUCACUUUUUUCUAAUCUUGUCUAUGAUCACUUGUGUGUCACUUUUAUAAAACGUUUUUUUAAAUCAACGUUUAACUUUUUUCACAUUUAAAAAAAUAAUCGACAAACAACAAAUUAAAAUAUUAUAGUAGUUUAUUGUAAUAGAUCAAUAGAGUAGCUUAUAACUUUAAAGUUCUUGUUUUCAGUUCCGACUGGUCGAUAGAACAUCUUCUUCAAGAGCACAAAUUGGAAGCUAGAUUGAUAAGGAAAAGUGACAGGGAACAUUCUCUUCAGCUGGGCGUUAUUAUGAGUAAGUUAUACGAUAUCAUUGGCUUUUACAGUAGUUUUAUCUUAUUUUCAGCAAGUUUCGACCAGUCGUAUUACAUUGGCAUUGAAGGGUAUGUUUUUUAAUCUUGUUGUAUCCUACUUUACAAUACUCUACCUUACCCUACCCUACACUACCUUACUUUAUCCUACCCUACCCUACUCUACUCUGCCUUACUCUACUCUACCCUAUCAUGUCUUACUCUACCAUACCCCACCUAAAAUCAAAAAGUCAAAUAAUAUUGUUAUAGAGGAGCAACCAGGUCAAGAUACGUUUUGUUCAAUAAAAAUGGAGAAAUUGUUGGAACAGAGGACUCGGAUGGACUAAACUGUCUACUAGUCGGCGUAGAAGGCACAGCCGAUCGAAUUGCUAACCAUAGUCGACUACUGGUCGAUAAAUAUGGCGUCACAUUACCGGUCAAGGCUUUGGUAGGAGUUUUGAAAUUUUCACUUAACUCCACCGUAUCUUACUUUACCCUACCCUACCUUACUAUACUCUGCCUUAUUAUAUUCUACUUUGAGAUACCUUACCUUACCCUCUCUUACUCUACCCUCCUCUACUUUUACCCUCCUCUACUCUAACAUAGUAACUAAUUCCAGGGCAUGGGCCUAGCAGGAGCAGAAUCGGCCGACUUCAACUCAAAAGUAGUGGAAUAUAUGAAGAAUGAGCACAAUGACAUAUCGGAUACCGUAUUCUUAACGUCAGAUUCUGUAGCUGCUGUAGCUGCCAAUUUCCCUGUCGAAAAGGGAGGCAUAGUACUCAUUUGUGGUACUGGCUCAGCGGCCAGACUAUUAACACCGGAUGGCAGUGUUCAUUGUGCCGGAGGGUGGGGACAUUUGAUCAGUGAUGGCGGCAGUGCUUAUUGGAUUGCUAUACGGUAGGGUUGAUAACAAUUUGAGUUUUUAACAAAGGGUUUGUAUUGGUUUAGGCUUAAGGUUAGUAAGGCAGGGCGAUGUAUGUUUAGGCUUAACAUGCUUAAGCUUAAUAUGCUUUAACAUGUCUGUCUUUUGCUUAGUAUGUUAGGCUUGUCAGGCUUCGAUUUAGCAGUAUUAAUAGGCUUGAGCUUGGCUUUAGGACUUUUAUGCUUAAUAGUCUUAGGCUUGUCAGGCUUAGUAUGCUUAAGCUUUACAAGCUUGUGUUUUGUAGACUUACAAUUGUUAGGCUAGCAGUCUUUAACGCUCAGGCUUAGUAAGCUGGUGCUUUUUAAGCCUAGGCUUAGCAGACUUAAGCUCAAUAGGCUUUUUCUCAGCUUUUACUUGCACUAUUUUACCAUAUCCUACCCUACCCUACCCUGCCCUACCCUAUUCGACUUUACCCUAUUCUUGUCUUACCUUACUUUACAGUACCUUAUGCAGGACUUUACUCUACUAUGCCUUCUUCUAUCUUAAUUUCACUUGCCUCACUUCUUCAUUACCCUAACCUAUUUUACUUCAUUCUAAACUACCGUACCUUACCUUACCUUAUCUUGCGAUACUCUAACUUACUCUAAUCUACCAUACCAUACCCCAUUCGACCCUAUCUUUACUCAAGACUAUUUUACUUUACUCUACACUACCUUACCUCACUCUUCUUUUCUCUAUCUCUAUUUACUUUCAGAGCCAUUCAACAAUACUUUAACAUAACGGACGGCCUAAAAACCUCAAACUAUAGCCUUGAGGCAUUGGAAAAAUCGAUUUUCGAACAUUUUAAAAUAACCGACAAACUUCAAAUGCUGGAUAUAUUGUACAAUAAUGACAAUUUAAAAGCGAGUAUUGCCUCAUUUUGUGAAAAAUUGGCAAAAACAGCAGAGUACGAUGAAUUGGCAGCUGAAUGUUUCUAUCAAGCUGGAGUUGUAUUGGCUGAACAUGUGGGGGCGUUGGCUAGGCAUUUGGAGUCGGUAAGAUAAUAUUAUUAGUGGGUUUGGUUUGAAUUUGAAAAAAUUGAAUAUUGACGUAGUCUAACAACUUGUAAGCUCUAGCGUAGUGCCGUGUAGUUUUGCUUUAACUUUUUACAUUCUUUAGGAACAACGAAAGGAAAUCAAUGUACUGGCAAUUGGAUCAGUCUUUAGAAGCUGGGAUUUGAUCAAAAAUGGUAAGAAUUUGUCUGCUUUAUCUUAAUAUUCUCUAUCCCAUAUUAGUUUACCUUACCUGAGCUUAAAUUAUCCGAUUUUUUUCUACACUACCCUGUUUUAUUCUGUCUUAUCCUACUCUAACAUAUACUGCUCUUACCUUACUACUUUGUUUUACUUUAUCCUAACUUACUUUUCUCUCUACCACCGCAGUCUACCCUGUCUUACUCUAAAGUACCUUAUUUAAUCCUGUCUUAUUUUAUAUUAUAUUACCUUAUCUUGCCCGGCCUUACCCUAUCCUACCUUAUUUUACCGUAUUAUGCCUUAAACUAUCCUAUUUUGAUAUAUUCUACCCUACCUUGCUCUACCUUACUCACUACCUUAGCUUGCUUUACUCUGUCCUGUCAUAGUUUUACUUUUACUUUAUUUACAGUGACAUACUCUACUACUAUAAUAUACUCUACUUUAACAUAUUUUAUCUUACUUUGCUUUAACUUUCUCUAUCUUGACUCAUUGUACCUUACUCUUUCAUAACAUACUCUACUUUAAUUAAUAUUACUCUAUGCCUUCUAACAUGCUUUACUAUUUCUUAUUCAGUCUUACUUUAUCUUUGCUCUGGUCUGUUUUAUUUGUUCAUAAAUUUAUAAAGUUGUUUCAGGAUUCAAAGCAGCACUAUCAUCUCAGCGAGAAAUGGAAACGGUAAAACUCUUUGAAUCAGUUCAUUCUCCAGCCUUUGGAGCCGCUGUUUUAGCCACCAAAAGUGGAAAUGUAGAGUGGAAUCACAAUGUAGAAGACGUUGAAACUAUCAAUAAAACAUUACUGGAUGUGGUCAAAUUGAACUGCCGAUAA